UUGAGACGUUCAUCUGGCUCUUCUGUUUCACUACUCCAUCUUCACAUCAGUUUAGACCCAGCUUAUUUUACACUGAACAAAAUGAUGUCCAAACCAUGUGUAGAUUUGGACCAAAGGGUCGAUGAACCUGGCAAGUGACCUUUGUCUUGCUCAAGGACUCAAGAUACUCCCUACGUACAUGCUUAUCUGGGUCCAGCAAACUAAGCUAAGUAGCCUGAUUUACUGAAAAAUGGCUCUUACCAACAGCAUCAUCUUAGGCUGCUGGUGUGAACUGUUUAAAUGUCUCAUCUGCAUUUGUUUUUGAUAUUAACUCUUGAUGUGCUGAUCAGUCAUGCCUCAACAUUUUUAUUCUCAGGUUGUCAAGUAUGAAUUCCAGGCAGAUUUGGACAUGGUGUUAACUACAUGCAGUGUCAAUAGGAAGCUGUAAGAGGAGCCGCACACUGAGAAAAGACGCCCAUGUGACGUUUCAACUUGUGCAAAGUUGAAGUUGUUUCACUUCAUGAAUGAACAGAGUCAAAAAGGCUGCAAGUUUGCCAACAUGCACAGGUGUUAUAGGGAGAUGUUAGCCUGGUGCUUUACUGUUUUAUACUUGUAGGGAAUUGGGUAUAAAGUUAAUAUGUCACUGCUUUCUCCUUUCAAACUCAGAUAGAUCUCAGACCGGUGGUUUCCCAUAAUUCCCUAUUCUGCACAAAUUCAUACUUUCCAUAUCUGCAAGGAAAAGGGAGUCAGUUAACCCCAAAUCUGUUUAUGCAGACACACAAUGUUGUCUAACAGAAUCACACAUCCAUAUCAUUCUAGAUCAUAUCCAGGACUUUGUUUAUCUUUACAGAACUUCACAGAUCAGAGUGUGAACUGGACACAGACUGUUCCAGGUUUAAUCCAAACACAAACUUAGCCUUAACACUAAACUUUUCAGCCCUUGAGGAUAUCAGUUCAUACAAUUGCCAUUUGCCAAUCACUGAACCAGUCAGUGGGCAUUGGUAAUAAAAUGGGACUGUCCUGAUGUCAAGAAAAGGUAUAAAGCAGGUAGACAAAUGAAGAUGAUGAAUAGUGUGUGUAAUGUGAAUGUCAGGGAACCUUCAGUGAGGGAGUAAAUGUUAACUUUAGGUUGAGAUUUUUCUUUUAAAUCUCACUUGAUGAACAUUCUUAAAGAACAGGCCAGUGGAGCAGAUGUCACAGUAAAGCUGAGUAAUAACAUAAAUACAUUUAAAAAUAACAAGAAGACAAUGAGAGGUUAAUAUUUCUAUCACUUGAAAACUGUUGUUGCUUAAAUAAGAAUGAUGGUUAAUUCAACUUUGUCGUAUUUCAUUCUUGGAGGUUAUAUGGAUGUAGGAAAUUUGAGAUACCUCUGUUUCAUGUUGACUGCAUUGUUGUACAUUUCAAUUGCUUUUGUCAACAUCUUACUCAUUGUUAUCAUCUGUCUGAACAGAAGCUUACAUGAACCCAUGUACCUGCUUCUGUGCAGCCUGUUUGUAAAUGAACUGUAUGGUAGCACAGGGUUGUUUCCAUUCCUGCUGGUUCAGAUCCUCUCUGACAUUCACACUGUUUCUGUGCCUUUUUGUUUCCUGCAGAUUUUCUCCUUAUACACAUAUGCAAAUAUAGAGUUAUGCAAUUUAGCCGUCAUGUCUUAUGACAGAUACCUCGCUAUCUGUUAUCCUCUACAAUAUAACACAUGUAUGACAUUUAACAAGGUGUUUCUCUUUAUUAUUUUUGUAUGGUUGUACUCUUUUGUGAAAUUCUUAAUCACUUUAUCCUUAAACAUCCGGUUGACACUGUGUGGAAACACCAUCAACAGUUUGUAUUGUCAUAACUACCUUAUAGUGAAGUUGGCUUGUUCUGAUACUAAAGUGAACAACAUCUAUGGACUGUUUGGUGUUGUUCUCUCCAUCGUAGUUCCUCUGCUUCCAAUCCUUUUCUCUUACAUGAAGAUUCUUAAAGUGUGUUUUUCUGGUUCUAAACAGACGAGACAGAGAGCUGUCAGUACCUGCACACCUCACCUUGUGUCUCUGCUCAACUUUUCUUGUGGUGCUUUCUUUGAAAUAUUACAGACUAGAUUAGAUAUGACCGGUGUUCCUGAAGUGCUAAGAGUCAUUCUGUCCUUAUAUGUUUCAGUAUUACAACCGCUAUUGAAUCCUUUCAUGUAUGGACUGCAAAUGUCAAAAAUAAGAAACACAUGUAAACACCUCUUAAGUGGUAAACUGUUGACUGGUCACAGAGAUCUUAUGUAGGUACCACUUUUCUUGAAUCAUUUCAUAAAAAGCUGCAGAAUGACGUGUGCUGUGCUGAACUAACAUCCUAGUAAUUGAAUUUAAGCAAAGCACAGAGUUAACAUGAGUUCAGACAGUUUUGGAGGGAAAUGACUCUGUAUCAAGUACACUGUUUUCUGAGUAUAUAGUUGUGUCUUUAUACAUAUGAGCCUAAAAACAGUUUUAUGGAGAAAAGGUCAAACACCUUAACAAAGGUCUUACAAUCCAUAAAGUCCUGAUGACAGGCGGGUAUGAUAUUUUGGAUGACUGACAUUAAUCAGGUAAGACUGUAAAUAAAGUGAAUACAAGUAACUGACAGGGUGUGAGGUUUCUGUUCGAUUCUUGGUCAAAGGAGCAAAAUCAGGCAUGAUGAGCGAAAUAAGUUACUGAACUGGUCAAA
This is a messenger RNA of Seriola aureovittata, 2646 nucleotides long. Its product is annotated as olfactory receptor 10A6-like. The record is from RefSeq and is a predicted model, not a curated record. Gene Ontology annotation, biological process: G protein-coupled receptor signaling pathway. Gene Ontology annotation, molecular function: olfactory receptor activity; G protein-coupled receptor activity. NCBI's taxonomy places the organism in Eukaryota, Metazoa, Chordata, Actinopteri, Carangiformes, Carangidae. The coding region runs from base 1278 to 2228 and encodes 316 amino acids. Gene Ontology annotation, cellular component: membrane. The transcript has a single exon.